AUGCCCGAGGAGCCGGGAGCGCUCCGGGAGCGGGGCAGGGAGCGGUUCCCGGGGAUUUGGAGCGCACCGGGAGCGGGGCAGGGAGCGGUUCCGGGGGAUUUGGAGCGCACCGGGAGCGGGGCAGGGAGCGGUUCCCGGGGAUUUGGAGCGCACCGGGAGCGGGGCAGGGAGCGGUUCCCGAGGAUUGGGAGCAGGCACCCCAGCAGCAUCUCCGCGCUGUCCCGCAGGUUGCACCAGGUGCCAGGAUCGCUGCACAAACGAGCAAAACGUCGUCCGAAAUGGCAGCCGAGUUACUUGCAGGGGGACAAAAUGAUGGCAGGAAGGUUUGUGGGGAGCACAGAUCCCAUCAUGGAGAUGCUCAGCGCUUCCAUUACUGUUGAUCAGAGACUGUCUGAAGUCGACAUCCAGGGGAGCAUGGCUUAUGCCAAAGCCUUGGAGAAGGCUGGAAUCCUGUCCAAAACUGAGCUGGAGAAGAUCCUGAGUGGCCUGGAAAAGAUCUCUGAGGAAUGGUCCAAAGGAGUCUUUGGUGUGAUCCAGACUGAUGAGGAUAUCCACACUGCCAACGAGCGCAGGCUGAAGGAGCUGAUUGGAGACGUAGCUGGGAAGCUGCACACUGGCAGAAGCAGGAAUGAUCAGGUUGUGACUGACCUGAAGCUGUUCAUGAAGAAUUCCCUCUCCAUCAUCUCCACACACCUCCUGCAGCUCAUUAAGACCCUGGUGGAACGUGCUGCCAUAGAAAUCGAUGUGAUCCUGCCUGGCUACACCCACCUGCAGAAAGCUCAGCCCAUCCGAUGGAGCCAGUUCUUGCUCAGCCAUGCUGUUGCUCUGACCCGCGAUUCUGAGCGCCUGGGAGAGAUCAAAAAGAGGAUCAAUGUCUUGCCUUUGGGAAGCGGCGCCCUGGCUGGAAACCCCCUGGAAAUCGAUAGAGAGCUGCUGCGCAGUGAGCUGGACUUUGCUUCCAUCAGCCUGAACAGCAUGGAUGCUGUCAGCGAGAGGGACUUUGUGGUGGAAUUCCUGUCAGUUGCCACCCUGCUGAUGAUCCACCUCAGCAAGAUGGCUGAGGAUCUCAUCAUCUACAGCACCAGCGAGUUCGGCUUCCUCACCCUCUCUGAUACCUACUGCUCUGGCAGCAGCCUGAUGCCUCAGAAGAAGAAUCCCGACAGUCUGGAGCUGAUCCGCAGCAAAGCCGGGCGAGUGUUCGGCCGGCUGGCUGCAGUUCUCAUGGUCCUCAAAGGACUCCCCAGCACCUACAACAAGGACCUGCAGGAGGACAAGGAGGCCGUCUUUGAUGUCGUAGACACCCUGAAUGCUGUGCUCCAGGUUGCCACUGGAGUGAUUUCCACCCUCCAGAUCAACAAGGAGAACAUGGAGAAGGCACUGAGCCCUGAGAUCCUGUCAUCUGACCUGGCUCUCUACUUGGUUCAUAAAGGAAUGCCCUUCAGACAAGCCCACAUCGCUGCUGGCAAGGCCGUCCACCUGGCCGAGACCAAAGGCAUCACCAUCAACAACCUCAGCCUGGAGGACCUGAAGAGCAUCAGCCCCCUGUUUGGCAGCGACGUGGCGCAGGUGUUCAGCGUGGUGAGCAGCGUGGAGCAGUACACGGCCGCGGGCGGCACCGCCAAGAGCAGCGUGUCCACCCAGAUCGAGCAGCUGAGGGAGCUGCUCAAGAGGCUCAAGGAACAGGCUUAGAGUGUGGGGAGAGAUGCCGUGCCUGCAGCGUUGUGCCUGUGCCACUGGUCUGGAGUUAAUAAACACUGGGGUGUCUGUAGUUCACUGAAA
Messenger RNA from Poecile atricapillus (Black-capped chickadee), 1779 nucleotides. RefSeq names its product argininosuccinate lyase. The record is from RefSeq and is a predicted model, not a curated record. Gene Ontology annotation, cellular component: cytosol. NCBI's taxonomy places the organism in Eukaryota, Metazoa, Chordata, Aves, Passeriformes, Paridae. Bases 1 to 1689 code for a protein of 562 amino acids. The transcript is spliced from 16 exons. Gene Ontology annotation, molecular function: argininosuccinate lyase activity.